ACACCCUAAGACCCAAUCAACGACCUCAGAAAUCAGAAUAAACUCUCAAUAGAAUAGGUGUGGGUUGAACCAAUGAGAUAACCUUAUCCGUCAAUUUCCAAUAGAGAAGCUGCCACAUCAGAUGCAUGCAAAUAUGCAGAAAUUUUCCACCUCUCAUUCCAUGCCUGCCUCCUUCACCUUUCCACUCAAAGCAAAACUCAAAAUCAUACCAAACCCAUUUCCUCACUAUACACUAAGCUUCGAGCAAGUUAAUAUCUAGCAGAGUAAAAGAAAGAUCCUAUAGGAAAAAAUGGCUUCCACUUCUGCAGUUUCAAUGUCAAUGCCACUAACAUACACCUACCAGAAGAGGGUGGUGAAUAGCUCUGAGGUAUUCUUCAAUCCAUUGCCUCUACGGUCUUCAAAGGCUAUAACAACGUCAAAACGCAGUGGAAGAUUUCAAGUCAGGGCCUCCAUGAAGGAAAAAGUUGUGACAGGACUCACAGCAGCAGCAUUGACAGCUUCAAUGGUGGCUCCUGAUGUGGCUGAAGCAGCUGUUUCACCUUCUCUCAAGAACUUCUUGCUCAGCAUCGCGGCUGGUGGAGCCGUGGUUCUAGUUAUCAUUGGUGCUGUCGUUGCUGUAUCCAAUUUCGAUCCUGUCAAGCGACGCUGAAAGUUUUCUGUUGUGCUGCCUAGCCCCUAGCCUUUUGAUCCUCCUAUCAUGAUAUGUAUCUGUAAAGUUCUUCAGUAAUGAAUUGAACUCUCUGUAAACUAA
Vicia villosa (hairy vetch) is the source of this 751-nucleotide messenger RNA. RefSeq lists its product as uncharacterized. Gene Ontology annotation, biological process: photosynthesis. The transcript has a single exon. Gene Ontology annotation, cellular component: photosystem II; membrane. Lineage: Eukaryota; Viridiplantae; Streptophyta; Magnoliopsida; Fabales; Fabaceae. The record is from RefSeq and is a predicted model, not a curated record. The coding region runs from base 290 to 649 and encodes 119 amino acids.